GCCGGAAGAUGGUCAACGACCGGUGGAAGACCAUGGGCGGCGCUUCCCAACUUGAGGACCGGCCGCGCGACAAGCCGCAGCGGCCGAGCUGCAGCUACGUGCUGUGCACUGUGCUGCUGUCCCUGGCUGUGCUGCUGGCUGUGGCUGUCACCGGGGCCGUGCUCUUCCUGAACCACACCCACACACCAGGUACGGCGCCCCCACCUAUCGUCAGCACCGGCCCAGCAGGGGCCAACAGCGCCCUGGUCACUGUAGAGAGGGCCGACAGCUCGCGCCUCAGUAUCCUUAUCGACCCACGCUGCCCCGACCUUGCUGACAGCUUUGCCCGCCUGGAGGGCGCACAGGCCUCCGUGCUGCGGGCGCUGACCGAGCAUCAGGCCCAGCCGAGGCUGGCGGGCAACCCGGAGCAGGAGCUGCUGGACACGCUGGCUGACCAGUUGCCCCGGCUGUUGGCCCGGGCCUCGGAGCUGCAGGCAGAGUGCACAGGACUGCGCAAGGCGCACAGCGCGCUGGGCCAGGGACUUGGCGCCCUGCAGAGCGAGCAGCGCCAUCUCAUCCAGCUCCUCUCUGAGAGCCAAGGCCACAUGGCUCACCUGGUGAACUCUGUCAGUGACAUACUGGAUGCUCUGCAGAGGGACCGGGGUCUAGGCCGGCCCCGUGUCAAGGCCGACCUUCAGAGAGCGCCUUCCAGGGGAGCCCGACCCCGAGGCUGUGCCAAUGGCUCUCGGCCCCGGGACUGUCUGGACGUCCUUUUGAAUGGGCAGCAGGAUGAUGGCGUCUACUCGGUCUUCCCCACCCACUACCCUGCUGGCUUCCAGGUCUACUGCGACAUGCGCACCGAUGGCGGCGGCUGGACGGUGCCCUUGAGCAGUGAGCAACCUGUACCACUGUCCCUGUGUGUCACCCUGAAAACCACUCCCCUGAACACAAGCUAA
This is a messenger RNA of Castor canadensis (American beaver), 935 nucleotides long. The record is from RefSeq and is a predicted model, not a curated record. Lineage: Eukaryota; Metazoa; Chordata; Mammalia; Rodentia; Castoridae.